AAAAUCGAAAGGUAAACGUGCUUGUUCAAAAAAAAAAUAGAACAGUACGUGAAUAUGAUGAACAAGACGAUUAUGAACAAAUAAAUGAAGAACUGAAUGAUCAUAUAUGGGUAGAUGAAGAGAUCGAUGAAAGAGCUGCUGAUUACUUUGAUAUUCUACUUUUAGCUGGUAGGAACAAUAAUGUUUGGAAAACUUCGGGAAGGCCCAUUGUUAAUUUUGGUGAUUCUGGAAGAACUUUAAACCCACCCUUAGCACCUAACACCACUUUGACCUGUGCACUUUCAGAUGCAGUUGCAUUAGUACAAUCAGCAGAUGAAAAUAGAGAGAAAAAUAUCGAAGGAAUUAUGGAGGGAAUUAUGGAGAGAAAUAUAGAGAAAAAUAUGGAGGAAAAUAGGGAGAGAAUUAUGAAAGAAAUUGUGGAGAGAAAUAUGGAGGGAAAUACAGAGGAAAAUAGAAAGGGAAUUAUAGAGGGAAAUACAGAGGAAAAUAUGGAGAAAAAUGCGAGAGAAAGUAUAGAAAAAAAUAUAGCUAAUAAAAAAGCAAGAAUGAAAUUAGCAAUCGAGGAACUGGACAAUUUAUUAAAAAAGGAUGAUGGACAUAUGGAUAAAGGAACUAAGGUUCGCUUACAAGCAUCACUGCAAUACUUGUGGUUAAGACACCAAGGUUGGACUAAAAUUCACGCAAGUGCGACAAUUGCUAGCUCAUUAGGCUGGGGUGAUUAUAAAGUAGUGAGUCUUAUUGAUGAUGAAAGGAUAUCUUUAAAGAUCAUAUCAUACUUAAGAAGUUAUAAAUUUAGUGUGAACCCUAAAGUUCUGAAAGAAUUUGUGGAGAAUGAAGUAUUUCCGUCUUUAGGUGUUGAAAAAAAGACAACUAUCAGUGAAAGAACCGCGUCAACAUGGCUCAACAAGUUGGGAUGGCACUAUAAGGAGUGGAAAAAGGAACCCCUUCUUAUUGAAUACGAUGAAAAUGAUCUGAAUAAAUUAGUUGAAAAAAAUAUUUUCCCUAAUGAAAUGCCAUAUUGUGUAAUAACACAUAAUGAAACAACAUUAGCCGCAAAUGAUGAUAAAAAGACCAGAUGGGCUCCUGAAA
Messenger RNA from Racocetra persica, 1089 nucleotides. The record is from the annotation of a GenBank genome assembly. Lineage: Eukaryota; Fungi; Glomeromycota; Glomeromycetes; Diversisporales; Gigasporaceae.